AUGGCUAUUCGUCAAGCUCUUCCAAGUUUGCUUGAGACUACCUUCACAGACGCUGCCCUCGUUGCCUCCACCCUCUUCCUAGUGUACCUCGUCCUCAGAUCUCUCUACCGCCUCUCCCCACUCCACACUCUCCAUCACAUCCCAGGCCCAAUAUGCUCCCGCCUCUCCUCCAUCCCACUGCUUUACCACUCCUACAUGGGUGACGAGACAGCAUGGUUCAACCGCCUCCACCGCCUCCACGGCCCCAUGAUACGCAUCUCCCCCAACACCGUCGAUAUCUCCGACGGGGCAGCCCUCCAUGACAUCUACGUGGCGAACGGUGGUUUCCGCAAGCCAGAUAUCUACCACAACUUCUCCCCCGAUGGACACCACCUGGCGCUCUUCAGCGAGACGGAUCCUGCAAAACGGCAGAGCCGCGUUCGUGCGGUAGCAGGCUGUUUUGCUAGCUCGAGCGUGAGGGCAGGAAUCGGACGCACCCUGGAGGUGGCUACGGAGAUGGCUGAGGUGCUGCAGCUGGCGAAGGAGAAGGCAGUAGUAAGCGGGAAACCUGUCGAUGUCUUGGGACUUGCCAGGUCGUUUGCUGCGGAUGCCGCGAGUGUCAAUCUUCUCAAAUACGAGUGGGGAGCUCUGGCUAGAUGCAAGGAGAUGAUUGAAAGUGGUGAGAUGGACCACGGCUUACGAGGAGAGGGCAUGCUGGACUUUUAUGAUGCAUUUGGCCGGUAUUGGUAUCUGCCUCCUGCAGCAUUCAAGAUCGUCGAAUGGAUGAGAUUGCGGUUCGCAGACAAAGCUGUCUUUCAAACAAUCGAUACCCUGUGGACUCAUAUCGAUCGCGCCGUCGCGGCGGUAAAGAUGGAAAUGGAAAAGUUCACGGGCACCUUCCCCGAACGCUUAUUGCACGUCCGCUUCUCGGAGGCUGAGACAAAAGCACAGAUCGCGGAUGCUCUAUUCGCGGGCGUGGAGACCACCGGCUUCAACGUGGCAUCCAUCGUUUGGCAUUUAGUGCGGCGUCCAGCAGCAUAUAGUCGGUUGAGGGAAGAAGUCUUCGCCCACGAUCCUUCGCAAGAUGUGCGAAUGCUCCCAUACCUCGGCGCCGUUGUCUAUGAAGGUCUGCGUAUCAGCAAAGCCAAUCCCACUCGCUUCCCCCGAGUUGUUCCUGCCGGAGGGUGGGCAUUUGGAACGAAUGUGCUGCCUGCGGGCACCGAGGUCUCCUGUACGCCCUAUGAGCUCCAUUUCAACUCUGACAUAUACAAUGACCCGACAAGUUUCCUGCCAGAGAGGUGGCUUGAUGCUGGUGAAGAGAUGAGAAGGAAUUGGAUACCUUUUGGUUUAGGAUCGAGGAGGUGCAUUGCGAGAGAGCUGGCUUUGAUGGAGAUUCACUACGCAGUCUAUGCUUUGGUCAAGAGUGAUGCACUCGCGGGUGCAUUUUGUUGCCAGCGGGAGCUGGAACUGCUGGAAUGGUUCAGCGUCAAAGUUGUUGGUGGCAGAAUCGACUUGAAGUGGAAUCAAGUCAUGCACAAAGAAAAUGUCUAG
Molecule: messenger RNA, 1530 nt
Organism: Cyphellophora europaea CBS 101466
Lineage: Eukaryota; Fungi; Ascomycota; Eurotiomycetes; Chaetothyriales; Cyphellophoraceae
Exons: 1
Coding region: 1-1530 (509 amino acids)
Molecular function (GO): oxidoreductase activity, acting on paired donors, with incorporation or reduction of molecular oxygen; monooxygenase activity; iron ion binding
Source: RefSeq, a predicted model, not a curated record